Messenger RNA from Pseudophryne corroboree (corroboree frog), 2357 nucleotides. It is a transcript of the gene RSPO2, whose product is annotated as R-spondin 2. The record is from RefSeq and is a predicted model, not a curated record. The transcript has 6 exons. The coding region runs from base 915 to 1640 and encodes 241 amino acids. Lineage: Eukaryota; Metazoa; Chordata; Amphibia; Anura; Myobatrachidae.
AGCAGCAUGUAUCACAGGCAGUGAGAGGGUUACACUGAGCAGCAUGUAUCACAGGCAGUGAGAGGGUUACACUGAGCAGCAUGUAUCGCAGGCAGUGAGAGGGUUACACUGAGCAGCAUGUAUCACAAGCAGUGAGAGGGUUACACUGAGCAGCAUGUAUCACAGGCAGUGAGAGGGUUACACUGAGCAGCCAGCCAGGCUGGUGUGUAGUAGCAGAGCACAGGGCUGUGGGACUGCACUUGCAGGAGGAGGAUGACAGGCUGGUCCUGAAGGUCUGAAAGUUCCUGAGUUGAGGUGAGAGUUGUGAGUACAUCUCCCUGUGCUGCACAAGGGGAGGGGAGGAGGAGGAGGAGAUCAGUGCGGAGGGCAUUGCUGUAUUUAGGACGGCUGGAUGCUGAGUGUAAAGGACCAGAGCACCAAGACUGGAGCAUCAACUCUGCCGCUAGUCCUUCCCAGCCAGGGCACCACCACAGGGGCACAGUGAGGAGCACAAUCCCAUACAGGACCUGAGCACUCUCCACAAGACUCGCAGCUACUCCCUGGAUGCGCAGCAUUCUCCGCUGGUUACAUAUCCAGCACCAUCCGCCCGGACCUCGCCUGAGCCCUUCUCCAAACUUUCAGCACUCACCUGCUUCCACAGACCUGAUUGCAACAAUCUGAUCGCAAGCAGCUGAUGCUGUGAUUGAUUUCUGCUGGAGGAUUAUUGCACCCUACACACCCGGCUGCUGGAUUGCUGUUUAUACUAGGUUGGGCUGAGGAUGGCAGUGUGGAAGAAGAGUCAGUCCAUGUUACCCUGCCCCAACUCUGGUCCUCACUGCUAGGUGCCCAGGAGGGUCCUUCCCUUUUGCCCACAGGAGCUCGCCUCUACAUUGCAUUCCCUAUUCAGCACUAUCCUGUACCUGACACCUGCACAAAUGCAGUUCAGGCUCUUUUCCUGCGCGCUGAUUAUCCUGCACUGUGUGGAUUACAGCCACUGCCAGAGCAACCGCUGGAGAAGGAGCAAGAGAGCCAAUUAUGGGACGAAUCCAACGUGCAAAGGUUGCCUGUCGUGCUCAAAGGACAACGGGUGUAUACGCUGCCAGCCGAAGCUGUUCUUCUUUCUGCGGCGAGACGGGAUGAGGCAGUAUGGGGAGUGCUUGCAUUCCUGUCCUUCAGGAUAUUAUGGACUAAGAUCACCCGACAUGAACAGAUGUUCAAGGUGCAGAAUCGAGAAUUGUGACUCUUGUUUUAGCAGAGAUUUUUGCACAAAGUGCAAAGCUGGUUAUUACUCUCAUAAGGGGCGAUGUUUUGAGGAAUGUCCAGAGGGAUUUGCUCCAUUGGAUGAUACUAUGGAGUGCGUCGAUGGAUGCGAGGUGGGACCCUGGAGUGAAUGGGGAACAUGCAGUAGAAAUAACAGAACGUGUGGGUUUAAAUGGGGCCUGGAAACCAGGACACGACAGAUUGUGAAGAAGCCGGCGAAGGACACGAUCCCUUGCCCAACCAUCGCUGAGUCCAGAAGAUGUAAAAUGGCCGUGAGACACUGCCCGGGAGGGAAGCGAACAGUGAAGGACAAGAGGAACAAAAAGAAGAAAAAGAAGUUGGUCGAUCAGGCACAGGAGCAACACAGCGUUUUCCUUGCUACAGACAGGACCAGCCAGUAAAUAGACAAUUCCUAGAGUUCUUUACUUCUUCGCUAAGUGCACAAAGGCUGCUACAUGCUCUUGCACACAGUUGGACUGCAGAAUGGCUGCUUUAACAGUAUUGGAUACAAAUAACUUGUGAACAUACUCACAAGCCCUAUUUGUCUUAUUUAUACUUAAUUUUUUUUUUUUUCAUUCUCUCAUCCGGAAUCUCCGAAAAAGCGGAAAUACUGAGUUGAAUCAGUGAUGUGAUGUAAAUGUGUCAAAAGACUUUUUUUUUUUUUUUUAUAAUUUUUUAUUUUUUUUAUUCAGUGCCUAUGAUGGAAGCUACCAGUAUAUUGAAAUGGAACUGUUAACAGAUUGACAGGACGCCAAAAAAUAAUCUAUUAAAAAAAAAAAAAAAUGGACAAGUGUAUAUUUCUGUAAAACAAAACCUCAGAAAAGCAAGCAAAAAAAUAAAUAAAUGAUAAUUUGGGAGUAGAAAAUGAAUUAAAUGUUUUUUUUUUUUAAAGUUUUUGGUUUCCAUGCUGUACAUUUAAACCAUUGCAAUUUGAAAUGUUUUGUUUAGCUGAUGUCGGUCGUCGUUGCCUAUUAUAACGAAAAAGUUGUGUAAUGAAACUGACGCUAAUGAUACAGUGCUACAGCAGUAACUGCCUAUUGUCCCAAAUAGUGCAGCCGUUAUGAUUUGUACAGAGUGCUGAGACGCUACUUAUAAUAAACCUCUUUACGGUCUAUAUA